GGCAGUGAGUAGCUACGCCGGCAAAUUAUUAUGCAAAAGAGACUUGCACAAGUGUAAUUAAUUUUUGUUUAGCUUAACUUUUGGCUUACUCAUUGGAGAUAAACUUAUCACCAACAAUAAACACAUCUCAUAUAUAUAACCAGCAGAAAAAAUAAAGCUAUAAAAAGGUUGUACGUCCAGCUUCCGUCAUGGGAAUUGAGAGACUCUUGCCGUGCAGCGUGAAAAUCGCUAAACUCAUACAAAAGUCCAGUUGUGAUGUACUCUGUAUCAUCGAUCGUCAAGUGCCGCCAGAGUUGGUGGAGCAGUUCGGUGAAAAUCGCGCAUUUGAUAAGGCUUUUGAUAGUGUGGUUUCAUGUUUUAAAUCAAACAAGCUGGACUUGCCCAUAGUUUAUUCGCCCGUACAGGAAUUGACAGAUUAUCAUGAUGUGCGCACUUAUCAGAAAGCCGCAGCCAAGUCAUUGGAGCGCGCCAUUAAGGCUGGCUUCAAGUCGCCUUUGCUGUUGGUGCCUGCCAGCAAUCGCUUCUCCAAUGCCGAACUUUGCACCGUACUGGGUGCUUUGGAUCAAUUAUAUGUUCCGAUUCAACUGCGCGAAGAUGUGCCCCAGCAGGCGAAGCGUAUUAAGGAACUAUCACUUUUGAUUAAUACUCCCAGAGCUGAAGAAAUAAUAAAGGAUGCUUUGGUUUUGGAGUCAGGUCGUAUGGUAGCACGCGAUAUUGGUGUUGGCGAUCCAGAACGCAUGGCGCCACCUCGCGUCGAAGACUACGUCAACAGCGUACUGUCGUCGCUGAAGAAGGAAGUGAUUAGUGAUUUGAAUGUGUUGCAAGAGGAUUAUCCACUUUUCGCCGCCGUCAAUCGUGCUGCCAAUCAAGUUAGUCGUCAUCGCGGCCGCAUCAUCUUCCUGGAGUAUGUGCCACCACAACCGGCACGCAAGACCCUCAUGUUGGUGGGUAAGGGUGUCACCUACGACACCGGUGGCGCUGACAUUAAGGCCGGCGGUGUGAUGGCCGGUAUGUCGCGUGACAAGUGUGGUGCCGCCGCUGUUGCUGGCUUCAUGCAGAUUGUCAAUGAGCAAAAGCCUGCCGAUGUGCAUGUCUUUGCUGCACUGUGCAUGGUACGCAAUUCCGUUGGUGAAGAAUCUUAUGUAUCCGAUGAGAUUUAUACCUCACGCGCCGGUGUACGCAUACGCAUUGGCAACACCGAUGCCGAGGGUCGCAUGUGCAUGGCGGAUGCUUUGUGUCGCAUGAAGGAGAUCGCCGUGGAACGCAAACUGCCCGAUCCACAUCUCUUCACUAUUGCUACAUUGACCGGCCAUGCCUGUAUCUCAGCUGGUGAUGGUUACUCGAUUGCCAUUGACAAUAGUGUGGCUCAAAAGGCUGGACAUGCACGUCUGUUGCAAGAGACUGGUCAGUCAUUUGGUGAACCCUUCGAGGUGUCCGUAUUGCGUCCAGAUGAUUUCGAUUUCAACAAGGGUAAAGUGAUCGGUGAAGAUCUUGUGCAAGCCAACAAUGCACCAUCGACACGCACACCCCGAGGACACCAGAUUCCAGCCGCAUUUCUCAUUCAGGCCACUGGCUUGGACAAGCAUGGUCUAGAGUCCAGCGUACCACUCAAGUACACACACAUCGAUGUCGCUGCCAGCGCUUGCGUAUUCCCAGAAGUACCAACCGCCGCACCCAUUGUGGCCUUGGCUAAGACCCACUUGUAGAUUUUUACAACCGCUUUGCAUUUCAGAUCUGUAUAAGAAAUCUUUUAAUUUUUUGUACUUAUUUCCGCAAAUAUGCAUGUAAUUUUGUUACACUAAACACUACGAAAUAUAAUCACAAUGAAAUUCACCGCUAAAAA
Zeugodacus cucurbitae (melon fly) is the source of this 1843-nucleotide messenger RNA. It is a transcript of the gene Dip-B, whose product is annotated as putative aminopeptidase W07G4.4. Gene Ontology annotation, molecular function: manganese ion binding; metalloaminopeptidase activity. The record is from RefSeq and is a predicted model, not a curated record. The transcript has 8 exons. Gene Ontology annotation, cellular component: cytoplasm. Lineage: Eukaryota; Metazoa; Arthropoda; Insecta; Diptera; Tephritidae. Gene Ontology annotation, biological process: proteolysis. Bases 189 to 1706 code for a protein of 505 amino acids.